AUGUCCGCUACGUAUUUCGAUGCAGAUACUAAAGUAUGGAGUGGUUUCUAUUCACCGAUUGUAUUUAAUCCAAAAAUUUCAUUGGGUCAUGCUAUUCUGUGGACAUUGGACAAAAAUCCGCAUAAAAUACUACAGAUCAAUCAUGAAACAAACAUCCAGCUGACGAGUGCGUUUAUGAGACGCCAAACCAUUCGAGCUGCGUUUAAUCUGCAAAAAUUGGGCUGUGAAAAAGGUGAUAUAUUUGGCAUAAUUGCUAAGAAUAGCCAUUAUGUGGCAACGAUUGUGUUUGCAUCACUUUGUAUUGGGUGCCCUGUGAAUACGCUGGAUCCAUCAUUUACAAAACUGGAACUCAUGCACAUGCUUUCAAUUACCCGGCCAAAAGUGAUGUUCUGUGAUGCCAGCAUUUAUGACCUAGUGCAAGAAUGUUUGAAUGAUCUUGAAAACGAUGCAAAAAUAUUCACAUUCAGUGGUCAGUCAGGGGAUUCAAUCCCAGUGGAAGACUUAUUUGAAGAAGUCGAAGGCGAAGGUACAUUUUGCCCAGUCGAACUUGAUGGUGAAAAUACAAUCGCUGCAAUUAUUUGCACGUCCGGUAGCACGGGAUUGCCGAAAGGUGUUUGCCUAUCGCACGCAAUUAUUUUGCAUCAAAGUGUCAAUAGUUUUGCUCGAGAAGAUGAUACACUUUUAACGUUCAGCACAAUUUAUUGGAUAUCCGGUCUUUUACUCAUGAUUUGUAGUGCAAUCAAAGGAUUUUGUCGAAUUAUAUCAACGGAACGUUUCACCCCUGAGCUUAUGCUGAAUAUGAUUGAAGAGCAUCGUGUAACAUAUUUCAUGCCCGACGAGAAAUUUGCGAAUAGUCGCAAUGCGAUAUUCCGCAAAUUUCUCGUCGGGAUGAGCGCAAGUCAUUUUUUGGUAUUGGCUUUAAAGUGUGAGCAAUUCUAUCGAACGGAUUUAUCGAGUAUUCGUGUCAUAAUGUGUGGUGGUAGUAAAUUGGCGAUAAAUACAGCGUUGGAAAUGAAAAAGUAUUUGAAAAAUGGUUCCAUACUGCAAGUGUAUGGAAUGAGCGAGGUGGCUGGUUGUACGUCGGCUGGAACAAUCGAAAAGGAAAGCGAUACGUCGGUGGGGCAAUUGGUGUUUGGUACAAAAGCGAAAAUAAUUGAUGAUGACGGGAAUCAGCUCGGAAUAAAUGAACCUGGUGAACUUUGCACGAAAACUAAGUUCAAAUUUCUCGGUUACUUCAAUAAUGAAGAAGCAACAAAUAGUGUCAUCGAUGAAGACGGUUUUUUGAGAACUGGCGACAUUGGCUAUUUCGAUGAUGAAGGCAAUCUUUUUUUGGUUGAUCGGAAGAAAGACAUGAUGAAAUACUGUUCAUCGCAAAUAUCUCCCACUGAACUCGAGCAAUAUUUAAUCAAAAGUCCAAUCAUUAAAUCGGUGUGUGUCGUUGGCAUCCCAGAUCAAGAAGUAGGUGAUCUACCAGCAGCGGUUAUCGUUCAAAAUGAUAACGAAACGCCCAUUACAAGCGACGAAGUCGAACAAAUGAUUACGAAUCAUUUUGCGGACUACAAGCGAUUGCGAGGUGGUGUUUAUUUUGUUGAAUCAUUGUCGCUGACUCCCUCGGGGAAGGUGCUCCGACGGUGUGUCAAAGAAAUCGCUAUCAAACUAUACAAUGAAAAACAUGAAACAGACUUCCUUGCACACUCCAAAAUCGAAGUCACAUGCUCUCCAUUCGAACAUGUAUAAAAUUGCAAAAAUACAUGUGUUUUCAUUAAAAUUCUUUG
This is a messenger RNA of Sitodiplosis mosellana (orange wheat blossom midge), 1775 nucleotides long. RefSeq names its product probable 4-coumarate--CoA ligase 3. The record is from RefSeq and is a predicted model, not a curated record. NCBI's taxonomy places the organism in Eukaryota, Metazoa, Arthropoda, Insecta, Diptera, Cecidomyiidae. Bases 1 to 1737 code for a protein of 578 amino acids. Gene Ontology annotation, molecular function: long-chain fatty acid-CoA ligase activity. Gene Ontology annotation, biological process: long-chain fatty acid metabolic process; fatty-acyl-CoA biosynthetic process. The transcript has 7 exons.